AUGCUGAAGUCUGAAUACAUGGAGAAAAUGAGUGCUUUACUAGGAGACGAAACCACCUACUCCAUUAUUGACAGAAAUCCUACCAGAAAGAUCAUUUCAACGCUGGUCUCCCUCCUUACGCGUUGGAAAAAUAAAAAAUAUAUCACACAGCAGGAAUAUCGCUCUUUACAUGUCAGUGACGGCAUCUUACCUAGGGCUUAUGGCCUACCUAAGAUCCACAAACCCGAUUGCCCACUCAGAAUCAUUGUGUCUUCUAUUAACACUCCUCUGUAUGACCUAGCUUCUUUCCUACAAAAGAUCCUACACAAGAGUUUGCCUAUAAAUGGAUCCAGCAUCAAGGACAGCUUUACACUUGUCGAAAAGCUGAACAACAAAGAACAGACACACGGCAGUCCUAUGAGGUCUCCUCUGUCCCCUGACGCUGCGGAGAUUGUCAUGCGGGAUCUUGAGAAUAAGGCCUUGAAACGACUCAAAUAUAUUCCACCUUUUUAUUUCCGCUAUGUCGACGACGUUGCAUCUGCGGCGCCCCUUAACUUCUUACAAGACACCCUUAACAUUUUUAACUCCAUUCACAACAGGCUACAGUUUACAAUAGAAAUUAGUAAUAACAACACCCUUAAUUUUCUCGACACCACGAUAAUAGCUGCCAAUGAAAGACUGAUAUUUGACUGGUAUCACAAACCGACCUUUUCUGGACGAUAUCUCAGCUUCUUUUCCAGCCGUCCAAACGGCCAAAAGAGGGGAGUAGCUAUGGGUUUAAUUGACAGGGCCUUCAGGCUAUCCCAUACUAGUUUUCACCAAAAAAAUCUGUCUCUGGCCAUCACUCUCUUACUCGAGAAUGGUUAUCCAUUGGACUUCGUUUUCGCGAUAAUUGUGAAAAAGCUUAGUUCUCUUUUAAAAAAAUCUAUCUCGGGGCCUCUGGACGAUGAAAAGCCAAGCGGUAGGUCUUAUCUGUCUGUUCCGUACGUAAAAAAUAUAUCAGAAAAAUUCACUCAUCUCGCCAGUACUAUGGAUGAAAAACUGAGUUUUUACGGCUUUAAUCGACUAAACGGCCUUAUUAAAGUACACAAGGACACUGUCGAUAACGUUUCUUAA
Messenger RNA from Temnothorax curvispinosus, 1095 nucleotides. RefSeq lists its product as uncharacterized. The coding region runs from base 1 to 1095 and encodes 364 amino acids. The transcript is spliced from 2 exons. The record is from RefSeq and is a predicted model, not a curated record. NCBI's taxonomy places the organism in Eukaryota, Metazoa, Arthropoda, Insecta, Hymenoptera, Formicidae.